AGAGAGAACUUUGACUUACUGAUGAAGAUCAAGGACAGUCUAGAGCUGGUGGAGUUCGUACCACAGCAGCUGGUGGACUCCUACAGACAACAGCAGGAGCAGCUGCUCCAGAGACAGAGCCACGUGGCGUCCCCCUCCUCCUAUGGCUCUUCCCUGUCCAACAUGAACAAGCUGCACAGGGUCCACGGGGGGCUAGACAGCAAAAUGCCCUACGUCAACCAGCUAGGACUGGGACACCAGUCCCAGCAGAACCUCCUCCCCAACUCCAGCAUGGGGCACAUGGGUCCCAACAUUCUCAACAGUCACCACAUGCAAACCAACGGUGACAUGAACGGGGGACACGGGGGCGUCCAGUCCAUGGUGUCCACUUCGCACUACACCCCUCCCCCUCCGUAUAACCCUGACCCCAGCCUAGUCAGCUUUCUAAACAAUCUGGGCUGCCAGAGCUGCAUCGACUACUUCACGUCGCAGGGCAUGCAGAGUCGCUACCACCUCCAGACUCUGUCCUUAGAGGACCUGGGUGCUCUGAAGAUCCCCGAGCAGUUCCGCCUGGCCAUUUGGCGGGGACUGCAGGACAUGAAGCAGGGGGGCGGGUUGGGACCUCAACCCCCUUCCCACCAUCACCACAACAACUACGGCCAGCAGCUCCUCCGCUCCAGCAGCAAUGUGGCCAUCGUUCCCGGUGGCGAGCUACAGCGCCAGCGCAUCAUGGAGGCUGUGCACUUCCGCGUGCGCCACACCAUCACCAUCCCAUCCAACCGCCCGGGAGGCGGGCCACAGGCAGUCGCAUCUGCGGCAGAUGAGUGGGCCGACUUCGGCUUUGACAUGCCCGACUGCAAAGUGUCGUGCAGCAACAAGCACUCCGUCAAGGAGGAGUUCAUGGAGAGCGACAUCCGCUGAGAGAGAGAGACAUAGAGGGAGAGAAAGAGAACAGGACUCUUGUGUUCAAUAAGAGAGAGAGGGAGAGAGAGGAAUAGAGGGAGAGUGAUGACUUUUCUGUUCUGACAUUCAUCAGUGCUCUGGUUUGGUGUUGUUUGUUUUUUGUAUAUUACUUUGCAGGGGCUGAGGACAAACAAUAUGUAGCGCCUUUUUUGUGUGUUUUUUUUUGUGGGCCUUUCCAAUGUUUCAUUGCACUCGUGUUCCAUUCAAGAGAUAGAGACUGAGAUGACACUAUUAUAAAACAUUGGAUUCUAUUAGACGAUUUUGUAACUACAUAACAACCAUAUCUGUCUCGGCUGGAACUCUGGACUGUGCUAUUGACAUAAUGGCAUGGUGACGAGCCCAUUGUGCAGCUGAUCAACCAUGAUGUUUCUGGAGACAUUGACGCUUCGAUGUGGUCCUCUGCUACAGACCAAGCAUGCUGACACACAUCUUUAGUUAACUCCACAUUCACACCACAUUUACCUUUAUAUAACUAAGUUAGUACAGUUUACAAACUCAGUUGACAUAGUCACAACUAAGUCAGUACAGAGAGCCUAAAACAAAAAUUCUUACAAUGUCAUCUUUUUGGCUAAAUUCCGUUUCCUUUGAACAAGCCAUCAUAUACCUGUACUCAAUUAGAUCUAAGUGGACUUAUUUAUUGUUUUUGUUUUGUUGUAAAUAUGUACAUAUGUUCUGUAAAAUGUUGUAUUAGAUUUGUCGUCAAAUUAAAAAGGUUAAUGUGUAUUUCGAUUCCUUAAGGUAUAACUGUUAAAAAAGACUGAAGAGUUUCAAUUUAAAAUUAAAAUGUAGUACAUACACGAGUGUAUCAAAACAUGGUCACGAUCAUCGUAUUGUGUUUAUUCUCUAUCACUCCUGAGUCAGAGCAUCGUAGUUACAUAUCGGAAGCACACAUUUAUCUUACAUUUCAAACCCACUAACACUUUGUUUUGAUCGGUGGGCAACUCGUACUAUCUGAGUCUAGUAUCUAUAGUAGUUUAUGUAUUGCAUCUACGAAAUGAUUCUCUCCUGUGUCACAUUGGAUAACUACCCUGAUUGUCGAUACAAUUGUAUGGAAUGACGAACCCACCCUGUACAGUCAAUUGGCCAGGCUAAAUAGAUCAAAGUAGAUGUAUCUGUUGUUUGAAACAAAGCGGUAUCAGUAUUAGAUAGAGCUAUGCAUGUUUAGGAAAGUCACGCUCAGGUA
Messenger RNA from Coregonus clupeaformis (lake whitefish), 2125 nucleotides. Its product is annotated as tumor protein p73-like. Bases 22 to 900 code for a protein of 292 amino acids. Gene Ontology annotation, cellular component: nucleus. Gene Ontology annotation, molecular function: RNA polymerase II cis-regulatory region sequence-specific DNA binding; DNA-binding transcription factor activity, RNA polymerase II-specific; protein binding. Lineage: Eukaryota; Metazoa; Chordata; Actinopteri; Salmoniformes; Salmonidae. The transcript is spliced from 5 exons. Gene Ontology annotation, biological process: protein tetramerization; apoptotic process; regulation of transcription by RNA polymerase II. The record is from RefSeq and is a predicted model, not a curated record.